Solanum lycopersicum (tomato) is the source of this 918-nucleotide messenger RNA. The record is from RefSeq and is a predicted model, not a curated record. NCBI's taxonomy places the organism in Eukaryota, Viridiplantae, Streptophyta, Magnoliopsida, Solanales, Solanaceae.
UACAGAGGCUCCAUUAAUUCCCUCUUAAUUAUUUCACUUGUAAUUAAACUUUGUUGAUUUGAUUAAAUUUUAUAGUUUGGUUAAAGUAAUAAUAAUUAUAAGAAAUGGCAGAAACAACAAUUACUGGUGGAAUGGAUCAGAGAAAUUCAGCAUUAACAACAGAGGCAACUCUUGCCCCAAUCACUAUACAACACAAAGUUAGAACUGACUUGGAAACUUCUAUUCCAAAACCCUAUAUGGCUAGGGGUUUGGUUGCACCAGACAUGGAUCACCCCAAUGGAACUUCUGGCCACAGUCACAAUGGCAUGAGCGUUCUUCAACAGCAUGCAGCUUUCUUCGAUCAGGACGAUAAUGGCAUUGUUUAUCCAUGGGAAACAUACUCUGGGCUUCGUCAAAUUGGCUUCAACGUGAUCGUGUCAUUCAUCGUAGCUAUUAUGAUCAAUUCUGUCUUGAGCUAUCCUACUAUCCCGGGGUGGUUUCCUUCUCCGUUACUUCCAAUCUACAUUCAUAAUAUACACAAGGGCAAACAUGGAAGUGAUUCCGGGACCUAUGAUAGAGAAGGCAGGCAAGUAAAUAUACGUAUGAAUCGUUUUGAACUCCUCGUGUUACAACCUUUCUGAGUAUCAUGAGUUAAUAGUGUGUGGAUUGAUUGUUCCUUUAGGUUUUUGCCAGUGCAUUUUGAGAACAUUUUUAGCAAGUAUGCUCGAACUGUGCCUGAUAAGCUUAGUUUUGGAGAAUUGUGGAAUAUGACUCAAGCCAAUAGAGAUACAUACGAUUUUCUUGGCUGGAUUGCUUCAAAAUUGGAAUGGGGACUUUUGUAUUUACUUGCUCGAGACGAAGAUGGAUUCUUAUCGAAAGAGGCUAUAAGGCGAUGCUUCGAUGGGAGUUUGUUCGAUUAUUGCAAGGCACAAAUGGGAG